This is a messenger RNA of Dendrobium catenatum, 1623 nucleotides long. RefSeq names its product protein DMR6-LIKE OXYGENASE 2. The transcript has 4 exons. Bases 223 to 1320 code for a protein of 365 amino acids. The record is from RefSeq and is a predicted model, not a curated record. NCBI's taxonomy places the organism in Eukaryota, Viridiplantae, Streptophyta, Magnoliopsida, Asparagales, Orchidaceae.
UCCCAUACUCCAUCCUUAUCCUCCUUCACCCUCCUCCACCUCUUCUUCACACAAAUCAUUUAUUCCCUCACUACUUUAUCCUUUUCUUUUUCUCUUUCUCACUCUUCCUCCAUCCACAGUAUAAUUCUUCUCUUCAAACUAGCUAUAUAUCUAUCGAUCCCUUACACUCCAUAUUCUUAUUCUCUUCCUCUUUACUCCCUCUUCACGUUACCACAAUAAGAUAUGGUAAUGAAGAAGAGAGACGAAGAGGAAAGCAUAUACUUUAAAGGGGUGAAAACUCUCUGUGACAGCGGCAUAAAAAAAGUACCCAGCAAGUACAUCUUACCAGUCCCUGAACGCCCUCAGAUCAUCGUAAAAGUAUCAAAGAAAACGAGCCCGAGGUUCAAAUUGCCGACCAUAGAUCUUUCACUGCUACAGGAUUGCAAUGGUCGAUCGAAGGUCCUCCAUUCUCUUUCGAAGGCUUGCCAUGAAUAUGGCUUCUUCCAGGUUGUGAACCACGGGAUUCCUAAUGAAUCGCAAGCGAGGAUAAUUUCAACAGCGAAGAGAUUCUUUGAAUUGACAUAUGAGGAGAGAGCGAGGUACAUGUCGAACAAUAUAAGGGCGCCUGUUAGAUAUGGAACCAGCUUUAAUCAAUUGCAGGAUGGUGUCUUAUAUUGGAGGGAUUUCUUGAAGCUCAACUGUUAUCCUUUGCAUAAAAUUCUGCCGUUUUGGCCAUCUUCUCCUCUGGAACUGAGAGAAGAGGCUAUCUCUUACGCAAAAAAGAGCAAAGCACUAUUCUUAGUACUUAUGGAGGCCAUUCUUGAAACCUUAGGGCUUGGCCUGUCAAUGCUCAAAGAAUUAGAGGAAGGGACUCAUAUGAUGGUAAUGAACUGCUUUCCUUCGUGCCCUGAGCCUGAUCUUACACUCGGAAUGCCACCACAUUCCGACUUUGGUUUUUUGACAAUACUGCUUCAAGAUGAAAUUAAGGGCCUUCAAGUCAAAUAUGGUGAUGAGUGGAUUACAGUCGAUCCAAUUCCUGGUUCUCUUUUUGUUAACAUUGGCGAUCACCUUGAGAUAUUCAGCAACGGGAGGUAUAAGAGUGUGCUUCAUCGAGUCCUCGUGAACUCUUCCAAGUCUCGCAACUCCAUUGCCUCCAUACACAGCCUUCCAUUCGAUAGCAUUGUUCGUCCUUCGCCUGAACUCGUCAAAGAAGAUCAGAGGCUUUACAAGGACACUGACUUCGCUUCCUUUUUGAAUUAUAUGACCACUCAUGAGGCUAAGCAAAAACAGUUUAUUGAGUCAAGGAAACUGGCCAACAUUAUUAGCCCAAGCUUUCAAUAGCUUUGAAUUCGUCUUCUUUGGUUCAUAAUAACCACCAAAGGCCUUGAUUCAGUGUCAGCCUUCUGUAGGCAUAUAAAAUUUAUACUUGAUGGGCAUCUCUCAAAGUCCAUCUAGUCUGUUCUUCUUUAUAUGUUUAGAAGAAUUUAUCAUGUACUGGCCGGGGCAGUUAAAACAAGUGUAAGUCUUUGGGCCCUCUGGUUCGUAUGACAUUUAUGCUAUUCGAUAGAAAAUGAGAGUAGCGCUAUUUUUAUAGUUUUUUUGAAAAAUAAUAAUUUUUGUUUCAGUGUUCAUGUUUUACAGUAA